UAGAGAGCUGAAUUGUGGGAUUGCUGUGUCUGUUGUGGGAGUGGACUGGUUUGGAGAGGGAUCUGGUGAAAUCUGGGCUGAUGUGUUUGAUUGUCAGGGGAAUGAAACAAAACUCUCAGAAUGUUCAAUCUCUUCAUGGAGUCGAGCUGAAUCCUCUCAUAAACAAGAUGUUGGAGUCAUUUGUUCUAGUGAGUGAACUUCACUCUGUCAUUAACAUGAAGUUACUGUAGCGUGAUCGUAAUCAAUCUGAAAAUGUCAAAUCCUUUCUCCAGAUUCCUCUCUGUCUCUUCAUGAUGGUCGAGUGAGGUUGUCUGGAGAGAGAGAGUGUGAGGGUGAGGUGGAAGUUUACAUUCAUCAGGUUUGGAGGAGAGUUCUGCUGGACUCCUGGAGUCUCACUGAAUCCUCUGUGGUCUGCAGACAGCUGGGCUGUGGCUCUGUGCUGAACUUCACUAAAUCCUCUUCAUCCAGUGAUGAACACAGUUAUGAGUGUGUGAUGGGCUUCCAGUGCUCUGGGACUGAAGAUCAUCUGAGGAACUGCAGCUCUCCACAAACUCUCAACUGCAGCUCCAGACAACAGCUGGCAAUCACCUGCCAAAAACUCAUAGGUCAGAGGUCGAUCAGGUUGGUGGGUUCUGGUGGAGAUUGUGCAGGAAGGCUGGAGGUUUUUCACAAAGGCUCAUGGGGUACAGUGUGUGAUGACUCCUGGGAUAUUAAAGAUGCUCAUGUGGUGUGCAGACAGCUGCAGUGUGGAGUGGCUCUCAGUAAUCAGCCAGUACCAGCCUGGUUUGGUUCUGGUUCUGGACCCAUAUGGCUGGAUGAUGUGAACUGUGAGGGGAAUGAGACGUCACUGUGGAGCUGCUCUUCACGGGUCUGGGGAGAUCAUGACUGUAAACACAAGGAGGAUGUAGGAGUCGUGUGCUCAGGUAAGAAGUAGAAAUGUAGAAAAUAUGUUUUGUCUUUUCAGUUAAUUGUAUAUGUGAAUGAUGUGCAGCUGCAUCUAAUAAAUUACAUUUUUGUUUUGUUUUGAGUUAUUUGCUUUCUUAUGGCGGCUUAAGUUCAUCUUAAACUCAUUCUUAAUCCAAUUUUUCAAUCUAGAGUUUAAAGAGCUCAGGUUAACUGAAGGCUGUGAAGGGAAUGUGGAGGUUUUCUACAAUGGAUCCUGGGGUAAUGUUUGCUGGAAUCAGAUGGAAAGAGACACAGCGAGUCUGAUCUGUCAAGAGCUGAACUGUGGAAGAUCUGGCAGUCUGUCUGAUUCCACAUCAAGAGUGCCAUCAGCUCAUAACUGGUUGGAUAAUGUUAAAUGUCGACCACACGACUCAAGUCUGUGGCAGUGUCCGACUUCACCCUGGGGACAGAAUGACUGUAGUCAAAAUGAAGUGGCUCAUAUCAUCUGCUCUGGUAAUAUAAAAAAUAAAAAAAUGUCUUGUAUUAAAGUUUCUGUUCAUUUUUCCUGUGAAAUAUAUUGAAAAAAAUUAUAAGUCUAAUGGUCGGUUUCCCGGAUAGGGCUCAAGUCUAGUCCAAGACUAAAAUGCUUGUUUGAGUUGUCCUGAAAUCAGCUUGCACUGUCACAUCUUAAAAUAUAUCAGUGCCAUUGUUUUGUCUCAAGAUGCACAACAUGUUUUUUGUAAGGUAUGUUUGUAAAAAACUAUAGUUAAAUGUCGUAAAUUAACCAAGACCUAGUCCUGGUUUAAAGGUGCAGUGUGUUUUUUGAAGAAACUCUUAACAGAAAUGCAAAAUAAUAUACAAACUAUAUUGUCAGGGGUGUAUAAAGACCUUUCA
This is a messenger RNA of Paramisgurnus dabryanus, 1779 nucleotides long. Lineage: Eukaryota; Metazoa; Chordata; Actinopteri; Cypriniformes; Cobitidae. The record is from RefSeq and is a predicted model, not a curated record.